Ambispora gerdemannii is the source of this 1644-nucleotide messenger RNA. The record is from the annotation of a GenBank genome assembly. Lineage: Eukaryota; Fungi; Glomeromycota; Glomeromycetes; Archaeosporales; Ambisporaceae.
AUGGAUUUUUACAAACUUAACGAGAUUGAAGACUGGGCGUGUAUAAAGGUUGUAAAGUAUUACCGUGCGAACUCGGGACAAAAAACUUGGACAAAAGUACUUGACAAAAUAAAAAAGGAUCUCCAAAUUGUGGCAUCAGACCCAGCCUUUGACGCGAGACGCAAAAGAAAAGCUCAGGAAAUUAUAGACAGCUGGAAGAUUUGGACCUCCCCGAUGAAAAGGAAUGGUUCGCAGUAUAAUCUUAAGUAUCAGAAGGUGGAGCAACAAGUGCUUGCGACUGGAAAUGCUGUGUCUGUCGAUAAUCGUCGUAUAAUCGAAAAACGUCGACAAGAAGAUCAAGAUGAUAGAGAGGAAACAUUGGACGAAAGAAAUAAAACUCCAUUGACACAGAAGAAAAAGUGUAAAACUGAAUCCGAAAAUAGAACAAAAAGUGGGAGAACUGUUGUUCCGAAUUAUAGUCAUUUUUAUGGCGAAUCGAUAACAGAUGACGAUGCUUCUGAAAAUUCUUCUUCUAGUAGUUUAGAUGAGCUAAACGAUGAGUUGGUUACUCAAAAGAACGACCACUUUGAUGAAAAUCAAGAUAUUCAAAUUGACAAUCAAAACUCUUCAACAUUAACAGCUUCAAGUACCAUUGAAACAGAUGUGGAAUCAAAUCAGAAAUCGUUAAAAGAUCUGCUUGGUGGCAAUCUUUAUUGCUCAGAAAAUAUGAAAUCCAUCUGCCAAUACCAUGAUACACUAUAUCCUGAUGAAAAUUUAAUAGACUUACGGCCAAAUUCAAACUAUUUCAAGAAACUUCCUUUCAAAAUUCUGGAACCAUAUUUUAAAGAGCUUGACGACAAAAUUGAAAAUUUAAUUCCACUAAAUAUUCACGAAUUCCUGAUAGAGUUUUUUCAUCAAGAUUUGACCAGCGAGGAAUGGCACAUCAAGAUUGAUGAUCUACGCUGUUUAGAUCAAAAUGAUUGGCUAAUGGUAUCUGUUAUACGAAUUUUGCGCAGAACACUACCUCCAUUCAUCAUGGCGUUUUCUAUGGGAGCUCGAAAUCCACUACUUAACUUAGCUACAUUAGAAAAACCACAUUUAAACUCUUUUGUCCACCCAUGUCUACAGGCGUCUCUUUGGUAUAUUUCAGCAAUAUGCUAUGAAUUCGGAGAAAUUGGAUCAAAAAAUCACGUAAAACGUGAAUGCGCCGAUGGCGUAGGACACCUAAAUACUGCUGAUAAAUUUCAGCUAGUUUAUAUGGAAGGCUCAAGAAUAAAUGCUAAAAAUGACAAAGAAAUAACGGAUGCCUCCAAAAUAUCUAAUAACCUUCAAACCAUUUUUAUAAAUAUAAUAAAAGAUAACAUAAAAUGUAGACGCAGAUUUCCCAAAACACUUGCUGUUUUCGGUGGGCAAAGUUUCCGCCUUAGAAUUCACCUACAAUUUUUAAACUAUUGUGAAGGAAAGUUCUGUCUGAAUGAAGUGGAUAAUGCGAAUCUUCCACGUGACUUCACAGAGAUGGCGGACUUUGUGUUCUUUUAUGAAUGCGUGAUAAAGUGGGCCUUACUGGCUCGGGAAGUAAAGGAAGGUUUCGAAAAAUCAAGGUCCCAACAAAGGCCUUCGAGACUCUCCUACAUUAAUAGCUUGAAUGUAGUGAAUACUCUAUAA